Messenger RNA from Oppia nitens, 2529 nucleotides. RefSeq names its product nose resistant to fluoxetine protein 6-like. The transcript is spliced from 13 exons. Lineage: Eukaryota; Metazoa; Arthropoda; Arachnida; Sarcoptiformes; Oppiidae. Gene Ontology annotation, molecular function: acyltransferase activity, transferring groups other than amino-acyl groups. The record is from RefSeq and is a predicted model, not a curated record. The coding region runs from base 1 to 2529 and encodes 842 amino acids.
AUGAUUUUGCACGUCACUACUGUUAAUACAAAUGAUGGUAUUAAAGGUCAAGACUAUACCACUGCUGUGAAUCAAUUGUUAGGUAAUAAUGAUAAUAAUGAAGAAGAAGACGACGACGAUUACUAUUCAGGUGAUGAUUAUGGCGAUGACGAAGAAGACGAUGACUGUACGGUCGACUUGUUUGUCGAUCAUUACACUGAACUUCUGUUACCCGAAGACUAUGAAGAGUCGAAAAAAUUGAAUUUUACACAAAAGUCGUUUACAUUUCCCGAAGUCAUUGAAAAAGUCAAACGUUUGCAUAAAUACCAGCAAAAUGUGACCAACAAAUUGAAUCCACUGAUCAAGAAAGUUAUGCCCAGACUAUCGGAGCUAAUCUUUUAUGUUGACCUACCGGUAGAGUGCAUGACGGCACUGGCUCGGGUGGGUCAGGCCGUACAAAACGGUGAUCGUUGGGCCAUAAAAUUUAUGGAUUCAUCGCCAAUAGGACAGUUGGAUCCGGUUAACUAUAAUUCGCUGCCUUUCGGCGAAUAUGAAGAGUGUAUUACUAUAGAAAGUCCCAGAGAAGUGGACAAAUCUAAGAUAUACGGCAAAUACUGUGCACUCGGUAUACCAACUAAUCUGAUACCCGACAGUAGAGACCAUCAACCAGAAGAUAAUAAACGAGUCGAUCAAAUGCUUUUGGAUUUUUUGAGAAAUCAAUUUAAUAAUAGUGAUGUCAAUAAAGGCGAUAUGUUUUUCUUGGACAACCAGUUAGAUAAUGGACAUACUGAUGGCCACUUUUAUGAAGGUAUCAUCAAAUAUAUGGAGUACAUGGGUGCUGAAAACAUACGUCUACCUCCCGGCCUAUGCAUACCCACUGUUUGCGAUGCCAAAGAUGUUGAAUACGCUAUUAAUAAAGUUUUAUAUCCAUUGACUCAUAUGAAUAUCAUAAUCAAUGAGGACUGUGAUUAUAUAGGAAAGCCAUUUGUUAUAAACAAUUAUCAGAUUAUCUCAUUGACAUUCAUCUUAAGUAUAAUUAUGAUUUGCAGUGUUUGUACGGUUGUCUAUAGUUUAAGAAAAACUACCGAAAAGACAUCAAAUAGUCGGACACUUGAUUACAUCGUACGAAUCACCGACUGUUUUGCGCUCAUACCUAAUAUCCGAUCCGUAUUUGUUAGUCCACCAAAACAAUCGCCUAAUCGAAGAUUUUCGUCACUGGACGGCAUACGGGCCGUACUGUGCUUCUGGAUGUUUGUCCAAAAUGAAUACGAAGGCGGUUAUCUACCAUUACAUACAAUCAAACUUAAAGAGUCGGCAACCUAUAAGUUUCACAAUCAACUCAAAUACAUAAUGUUUAUUAACUGGAAUCUAAACGAAACAUUUUUUUUGAUCGGAGGAUUUCUAUGUUCUUAUUUAACACUAAAUAAAUUGGAUCAAACAAAAGGCAUAUUUGAUUAUAUAAAAUAUGCACUUUCAAGAUAUUUCCGGAUAAUUCCUGCAGUUUUGGUAGCAAUUGCCAUAACAUUAUUGUUUGAACUAAUGGGAGACGGUCCAAUAUGGCCUCUUAUUAAUCAAGCGCUUCAAAAACCAUGCAUUGAAAACCCGAGUCCAACAAUAUUUAUGUUUAAUAAUUAUGGAUCGUUUCCCGAUGUUGUUACGUGUGUUCCGGUCACAUGGUAUAUAUCUACCGAUUUUCAACUAUACCUGAUAGCACCGAUUUUUAUAUUAGUACUGUAUUAUUAUCCAAUUGUUGGCAUAAUAUGGACACUGUUUUUUGGCGUAACUUUAGGAUCACUGAUAGCAUUAGCGCCGAAAUAUUUGUUGGGAAUCCCGCAUAUAUUUGAAGGCUACCGGACAUUGAAUUUCGAUACAAUGGUCAGCUCACUGUCACACCAUUACUGGGGCAUUGAACCACACUUUCAAGUCUAUACAUUGGGAUUAUUACUUGGAUUUAUGGUAAAAAAAUAUCCGAAACUCAAUUUGGGCGGUUAUAUUGGAGAAAGUGUACUCUGGAUAGUGACCUGGUCUAUGACAGGGUAUGCCUUAUUUUGGCACCGAAACUAUUUUCGAGUUACUGAAUAUGUGGUCAACAACAAUGAGAUACUCUUAUGGGUUUCACUGUCCAAACUAUGCUAUUCGGCCGGUUGGAUGUGGGCUAUCUAUGCCUGUUGUACGGCCAGAGCUGGUUUUAUAAAUCAGUUUUUUGGUUGGAGAGGAUUCAGACCGAUCUCACAUUUAAUGCUUGAAAUCUAUUUGCUACGACUGUUUACAAUACUCUUUAGAAUAGGUACGGCCAGAGAACAGGUGUUUUAUAGCGACUAUUAUGUGUUGUCAAUAACCAUAUUUGACUUUGCAAUGACCUGUCUAUUUGCCUUAAUUGUCAACGUUUUAGUUACCAAACCGUUUGCAAAUCUAUUGCAAUUAGCAUUUGUAACUAAUCAUGGCUUAGCCACUAAUACUAACGGUGAUAUCAGUCUAUUGAAUGAAAAAGAUGCAAAUAAUAAUAAUAAUAAUAAUAACAAUAAUGUGGUCAACGAUGUCAUCUAUUAA